AUGCCCAGUUGCACAUCAUCUGCCUCAUGCGCUAUCAGGAUUCUUUACCCUGACGGAGCAAUUAUGGAGCGUGGAACAACAGUUGCCGAAGAAUUAAGGAGAAAUGAAAAUCCGCAAUUUACAUUGAGUAAUCCACAAGAAGGAAAACAACAAGAAAUUAAUAUUCAGUCGGAACCAGCAAUGCCAAGUGCACUCCAAGUAAUUAAUAUACAACCAAGAAAAUCAUCAUCUAAGAGGAAAAGUUCCAGGAGAAAAAUUGAGGAGAAAAAAACCGAAGACGAUGCUCGGAAUGAGACAGGCCUAGUUUCUACUGACAUCGCAACCGCUUUGACUCCAUCCAGCACACCGAGAUCAGCAACUAAUGAUUCAGACGAUAAUUUACCUUGGUUAAUUACCCUUCUGUCUGGUGAGCGGUUUUGGUUCAAGUUAAUCAAACCACUUACAAAUAUCAGUAGUUCAGUUGAAGAUACUCCAACAACAAAUGCGUCAGACAGUGUAUCACAUGAGUCAGUGAACUUAGAUACUCUAAGUUCUAAACGCUUAAAUGAUGCAAUGAAAUAUGAAACAUAUCCGAGUAAACCAAUGGAAUCGUUCCGAGCCUAUGAUCCAGCCACUGGAGAAACAUUAUAUACACGGCCUGAAGACAAUUUAAUUGCUGUUGAACCUCAUCCAGAUAGUCCAUUCAAGUUGAUAGUACAACAUGCAGAUGGUACACGAUUAACGCAAAUCUUACUGGCAAGUGAGAAGCUGAAUGAUGAAUGCAAUUCUGUAGAUUUAAAUUCAAAUGCCAACAAACCUCAAAUGUUCAUUCGUACAGAGUGUGUCGGAUUUCCUGCUGUAAUAUUAAAUAAAUCAACCGGCGAGUUUGAAAUAUCUUUAUUUGGUAAAAGUCAGUUUUCAUCAACAUUUCACUUCACUCCGAAAGGUCAUCAUAUAUUACAGCAUUUCAAUGGUGGCCAGUUAAAUAUAAAUCCAGACAGUUCAGUAUAUUACACUAGCCAAUCUCUGGAGAUAGUCAAUCUCAAUGAACCAACUGUUUAUGAAAUGCGAUCUAAAGACACGGAAAGUUUGUUGGAGUGCACUGAUCCACACAAAAAUGUGUACACAGUUGACAACUGGGCAAAUUGUAAUGUUCUUUUAACUGUAGGUAAUAAAAAACAUACUGUUGAUGAAGACUCAAAUACUGAAGUCAAUCAAAUUUAUUCCACUGAAUUAACAAAUGAAAACAAUCAACAAAUUGAAGAUUCAUUUCACACUGUUUUACAAAACAAAGACAAUGCUGACAAUAAUGAAAUUAAUGAACCCCAUAAUAAUGAAAUAUCAAAUGAUGGUUGUUGUUUAUAUGAUGAACACAUACCGAGAUUAUUUUAUUUUGAUCCAAUUAAAAGAAUAGCUAUUGAACUCAUACAUCAUGAAGAAUAUAAGUGCUUGCUUCGAAGAGCUCAUAAUAUUCAAUCACCUCGUCAUCACAUAAAUAAAUUGACAAUGGAAGAAAAGUUGAUGUAUAUGAAUGCGAAAAGUCAAAACACUUCAACAUCAGAUAGUGAUUUUUAUGAAGGUUUAUACUUAAGAGAACCAAUGCAAAAUAAUCCCAAGGUCUUCGGCCUGACGCUGAUGAAGUCAAUAUCCACCAAUGAAACAGGAAAAUACUACGUUCAAGAAAAUAUUAUUCCUGAGGGUUUGAGCAGUCGGGAUUUCCAGACUAUAACACAUUCAUCAAAUUCAAACCCGCAUUCAGAUAUUCGAAAAUUAGGUGAAAGAGCCGGUAAAGGUCUAGAUAUCAUUAUGCCAUCUUUGGAAUAUCUUGGUUUAAAGCUUCCAGAAACAAACGUCAACCUUCUACCGGCACAAAAAGGCAAAUCGAUAAAACGCGAGAAUCAUAAAUUUAAUGCUUAUUAUCAAGCUCUUCAUGCAAAUGUAAGACGCUUUACUGAAUUCCCAUUAAUUACAUCCGAAAUUAAUCAAAGGUUUUUAAGUGUACUGUGCGCUUACACAGAAUACUACCUCAAUCGUUUAAAUGAAUGGUGCAGUCAACAACCAACAAGAUUAUCAGAAAUUAUGCAAUCUGAAUUAAGAUUGUUCUUGGAUCCAAUACCAACUGUAUCAAGUGUAUUAUCUAGAAAUAAGCAGAUAUCAGAUCCAAUUGAAAAUGAGAAUAUAACAGAUGUAUCCAGCUCCCCUAGUCAACAAACCACUGUCAGUCAAGAAAUAUCUCAACCAACUAACAAAUAUUCGCCAGCUAGACAAGAAGCAUUCAAACUAUUGCGUCAAGAGAUUGAGAAAGCAAUGAGAGAUAGAGCAGCACUUAGGAGUACUCAUACACCUAACUACUUUCGGUCACAGGAAGGAAUCGGAUUUUUGCUGUCACAAAUCCCCGAUGUGAAAAAAUUGUCUAAAUUAGUGCCAGAAUUAAGUAAUCUGCCAAGUCGAAAUCCUAAACAAAAUGAUAAAUCAACCUUAACAGAACAAUCGACUCUAAUUCUUAGUGAUUCUCCACCAAAUAUACCCAGUCCAUUAUUAAGAUCAACAGAGAAUGAUAAUGAGUUAAUCACAGAGAAAAUAACAGGAAAUACAAAUAAUAGCCAUUUAACUAUGAAUAAACUUAUCUAUAAUGACAGUUAUAAAACUGGAAUGAAAAUGUCAACUAGAGAAACAACAAAAAAAUGUUUUUAUUAUUAUGAUAUUGACCCGUCGCAAAUUAAAUAA
This is a messenger RNA of Schistosoma mattheei, 2706 nucleotides long. NCBI's taxonomy places the organism in Eukaryota, Metazoa, Platyhelminthes, Trematoda, Strigeidida, Schistosomatidae. The record is from the annotation of a GenBank genome assembly.